Messenger RNA from Cicer arietinum (chickpea), 3894 nucleotides. RefSeq lists its product as uncharacterized. Gene Ontology annotation, molecular function: ATP binding; protein binding; protein kinase activity. The record is from RefSeq and is a predicted model, not a curated record. NCBI's taxonomy places the organism in Eukaryota, Viridiplantae, Streptophyta, Magnoliopsida, Fabales, Fabaceae. Gene Ontology annotation, biological process: protein phosphorylation.
AAGUAGAAUAUGAGCUCCCACAUUUACUUCUUACCUAAUGAUCUUGAUCUUAGAGUUCUUGGCAUUAAUAAAAAUCUCCCUACAUUAUUCCAAAAGGAUUCCAAAUUCUGACACAUCCAAAGAGUUGCUGCUCAACACUUGCACUACCAUCCUUUAUAAGUCAUUGUGGUGGAAAUGUCACUUGCUUAUAGAGAUGAAUGUGUUCAUAGACAUUUUGUUUUUCCACUCAAUAAAUAUUGUUGAAAUAGUAUUUAUUAAAUGAUUUACACACAAACACACAAACACAAUGAAAAAAAGCAAGAGUUGAUAUAUAUAUAUAUGGUUGAGUUUUUCAUGCAAAAAUUGGUAAUGUGAAUGUCGAGGCAAGUCUUGAGCAACCACAACCAUUAGCAAAAUGGCAAGCCACACUCUCUAUCUUCUUCUGUUCACACUUCUUCUCCCACUUUCCUUUGGUUCAAAUGAUGAACUUAACACCUUAUUCUCAUGGAUAAAUAGUUCAACCAAACUUCCUUCACCUCUAGACUCAAAUCCAUGCAAAUGGUCAUUCAUAAAAUGCUCUCAACAAAACCAUGUAACAGAAAUAAACAUACAAUCACUUCAACUAGCACUUCCUUUCCCUCCCAACAUUUCAUCACUUUCCAAUCUUCAAAAGCUUGUCAUCUCAGGUUCCAACCUCACUGGCACAAUCUCACCUGACAUUGCUAACUGUCCUCAUCUCACACUCAUUGAUCUUAGCUCCAAUAGUCUUGUUGGUGAAAUUCCUUCAACUAUUGGAAACUUAAAAAAUCUUCAAGUUUUAGCCUUAAACUCUAACCAACUCAAUGGAAAAAUUCCAAUUCAGCUUUGUGAUUGUGUUAACCUCAAAACCCUAGACAUUUUUGAUAAUAACCUUAGUGGAACACUUCCAAAUGAACUUGGAAAGCUUUCAAAUCUUCAAGUUAUAAGAGCUGGUGGAAACAAAGACAUUGUAGGGAAGAUUCCUUAUGAAUUAGGUGAAUGCAUGAAUUUAACAGUGUUAGGACUUGCUGACACUAAAAUCUCUGGUUCAUUACCUUCUUCAUUAGGUAAACUAAGUAUGCUUCAAACAAUUUCAAUUUAUAGUACUUUACUUUCUGGUGAAAUUCCUUCAGAAAUUGGUAACUGUUCUGAGCUUGUGAACUUGUUUUUGUAUGAGAAUGAUCUUUCUGGUUCAUUGCCAAAAGAAUUAGGUAAGCUUUAUAAGCUUGAAAGAAUGCUUCUUUGGCAAAAUAGUUUUGUUGGUAGAAUACCUAAUGAGAUUGGAAACUGUACUAGCUUGAAGAUUCUUGAUUUGUCUUUGAAUUAUUUCUCUGGUGAAAUGCCUCAAAGUUUAGGGGAACUUCAAAAUCUUGAAGAGCUUAUGUUGAGUAAUAAUAAUAUCUCUGGUUCAAUACCAGCUUCUGUUUCGAAUCUUUCGAAUUUGAUACAGUUGCAGUUAGAUACAAAUGAGAUAUCCGGUUUGAUUCCUUCUGAGUUUGGAAAGUUGAAUAAGUUAACAGUUUUUUUUGCUUGGCAGAACAAGCUUGAAGGCAGUAUUCCAUCAGAAUUGGGAGAUUGUAGAAGCCUUGAGGCUUUGGAUUUGUCUUAUAACUCACUCAAUGAUACUUUACCUUCAGGUCUUUUUAAGCUUCAGAAUUUAACUAAGCUUUUGUUGAUUUCUAAUGAAAUCUCAGGUUUUAUUCCUCCUGAGAUAGGUAACUGUAGUUCGCUUAUUCGACUCCGGCUUGUAAACAACAGAAUCGUCGGUGAGAUACCGAAGGAAAUAGGCUUUCUUAAUAACCUUAGUUUCCUUGAUCUGUCUCAAAAUCGUCUUACCGGAUCGGUUCCUCUAGAGAUUGGAAAAUGUAAAGAACUUCAAAUGUUGAAUCUAAGUAAUAACUCUCUUUCUGGUGUUUUGCCUAGUUAUUUGUCUUCUCUUACAAUGCUUGAGGUUUUGGAUGUCUCAAUGAAUAACUUUUCUGGUGAAGUUCCAAUGAGUAUUGGUGAACUUGGUUCACUUCUUAGAGUUAUUCUAAGUAAAAACUCUUUCUAUGGUUCAAUUCCUUCUUCACUUGGAAAAUGUUCAGGUAUUCAACUUUUAGACCUUAGCAGCAACAUGUUCUCAGGGAAAAUUCCUUCAGAACUUUUUCAAAUUGAAGCACUUGAUAUUGCUUUGAAUUUGAGUCAUAAUUCAUUAUCUGGUGUGAUUCCACCAGAGAUUUCAGCUCUUAACAAGCUUUCUGUUCUAGACCUUUCACAUAACAUGUUUGAAGGUGAUUUGAUGGUGUUUGCAAGCCUUGAAAAUCUUGUUUCUUUGAACAUUUCAUACAACAGAUUCAGUGGUUAUUUACCAGACAACAGGUUGUUUCAUCAACUAGCAGCAACCGAUUUGGAUGGAAAUCAAGGUUUGUGUCCUAAUGGUCAUCAUGAUAAUUCAUGUUUCAUUGAAAAUGCUGCAAUGGGAAAAAUGCUGAAUGGUUCAAAUUCUAAGAGGUCAGAGAUGAUCAAAGUGGCUAUUGGAUUGCUCAGUUCCUUGACUGUUGCAAUGGCAAUCUUUGGAGUCAUUACGGUGUUUCGAGCGAGGAAUAUCGUUCGAGAUGAUAACGAUUCUGAGAUGGGAGGUGGAGGUUCAUGGCCUUGGCAGUUCACACCAUUUCAAAAGGUGAACUUUUGUGUGGAGCAAAUUUUAAAAUGUUUGGUAGAAUCCAAUGUAAUAGGAAAAGGGUGUUCGGGGAUAGUUUAUCGCGCAGAAAUGGAAAAUGGCGAUGUCAUUGCUGUGAAAAGACUAUGGCCAACAACAAUGGCAGCCACUGCAAGAUAUGAUCAUAAUCAAAGUGACAAGUUAGCAGUUAAUGGAGGAGUUCGCGAUUCAUUUUCAGCCGAGGUAAAAACUCUCGGUUCUAUUCGACACAAGAACAUUGUGAGGUUCUUAGGUUGCUGUUGGAACAGAAACACAAGACUUCUUAUGUAUGAUUACAUGCCAAAUGGGAGUCUUGGAAGUUUACUUCAUGAAAGAAGUGGUAAUUGCUUGGAGUGGCACAUCAGAUUCAGGAUAAUACUAGGAGCAGCUCAAGGUUUGGCUUAUUUGCACCAUGAUUGUGCUCCUCCUAUUGUUCAUAGAGACAUUAAGGCCAACAACAUCCUCAUAGGCCCUGAAUUUGAACCUUACAUAGCUGAUUUUGGACUUGCAAAGCUUGUUGAUGAUGGAGAUUUUGCAAGAUCUUCUAGUACUCUAGCUGGCUCUUAUGGUUACAUAGCUCCUGAGUAUGGCUACAUGAUGAAGAUAACAGAGAAAAGUGAUGUAUACAGCUAUGGUAUAGUUGUAUUAGAAGUACUAACAGGGAAGCAACCAAUUGAUCCAACAAUACCUGAUGGACUUCACAUAGUUGAUUGGGUUAGACACAAAAGAGGUGGGGUUGAAGUGCUAGAUGAAACCUUGAAAGCAAGACCAGAAUCUGAAAUAGAAGAGAUGUUGCAAACGUUAGGUGUGGCUUUGCUAUGUGUAAACUCAAGGUCAGAUGAUAGACCAACAAUGAAAGAUGUGGUGGCAAUGAUGAAAGAGAUUAAACAAGAGAGAGAUGAAUGUGUGAAAGUUUUUGAUGCAUCUUCUACAAAUGAUGAAUCAGUGGAAGUGAUGAAACAUUCAUGCACAACAAGUAGCAGCAACACAAAUAUGCAUUUACAUUACUCUCCUCAUAGUUCUAUAACAUUAAAGUAACUUUGAAAUAUCAAUAAUAGCAAUGUGUGACUAGGCAACUAGGUUUUUUCUUUGCAAGAGUGGUUUGAUUUCUAUCCAAUUGUCAUUACUUCAGCUUCAUAGAUAUGGUUUGAUUGUGUAUAAGGAUAUUUAGUCUUAAUAAUUGUGACAAUUGAAGUAAUCUUUUUUCAUUAUGUUUA